AUGGCGCAACAACAGACCCGUCGGCGGCCGAUGACUGCCUGCCAGAAAAUACUGGUCCAUCAUGCGCUCGGCCUUGAGACUCCGUACGUGGAACCAGGGACCGUGAUCCGCAUCGCUCCAGAUUGGUUUCUGGCGUCCGAAGUUGCUUGGUUUGGCAUGAACAAAAACUACGAGCGCAUGGGACGACCUGGCAUUCGGCGCAGAGACAGGUUCUGGCUGGCAGGGGAUCAUGUCGUGGAUCCACGAGUGAAUCAUCAGGCGUACGAGAAGUCUCUGAUCGAGGCGUGCGAUCAGAUUGCUAAGGAAAUGGACCUGGGGGACAACUACGCUGGGCACAACACCACCAUCAUGCAUACAGAGUAUUAUCGUUCUCGGUGUCAGCCUGGUAUGCUGGUCAUUGGCGCCGACUCUCACACGUCUUCAGCUGGUGCGCUGGGGAGCCUUGCAAUCGGCGUGGGCGCAACCGAUAUGAUCCUGCAGCUUGUCACUGGCGAGACGUAUCUCGAGGUCCCAGAGAUCGUCCGGAUCAACUUUAUCAACAGACCACCUCUUGGGACCAGCGGCAAGGACGUUAUACUCGGUGUGAUGCGGAAGCUCCGCAGAAAUACCGUUGCUGCAGGUCGACUCGUCGAGUAUACCGGAGAAGGACUUCAGUAUCUGUCGUGCGACGCCAGAUUCGCCAUCGCGAACAUGACGACCGAGUUUGGCGGCAUUGGCGCCUGUAUUGUUCCCGACGGAGUCACGAUGCAGUACAUCCAACGUCGAAGAGAUCCGCGACAUAAAUCGGACAGCCUCUAUUUCCGGCCAGACGACGAUGCGCAGUACGCCGAAACAUAUGAUGUUGACCUAUCCGAACUGGAGCACUUCAUUGCGCUAUACCCUUCUCCAGACAAUGUCGUUCCCGUCUCAGAAGCAACGGCACAGCUCCAACACCUGCAAGGUGUCUUCAUAGGAGCGUGCACCACGACGGAAGAAGAGCUGAUUCUGGCCGCGUUGGUAUUAAAAGAGGCCAUGUCUCAAGGCUGGAAACCUGAGGCGCAGGGACUACGACGUGUCACUCCCGGGUCCAAUUCCAUCAUCAAUCGCCUCAAGGAACUAAACCUUCUCGAGGUGUACGAACAGGCCGGGUUCGAGAUCGGUGCGCCUGGAUGCAGCUACUGCGUGGGCAUGGGAGUCGACAAGGCCGGGAGGGGGGAGGUGUGGCUGUCUUCUCAGAACAGAAAUUAUCGGGAUCGCAUGGGCCCCGGAUCCAUCGCCAACAUCACCUCUGCAGCGACGGUGGCCGUCUCCAGCUUCUCCAUGUCACUGCAGAAUCCCUCGGAGAUCCUUGGUAAGAUCGACAUGGCCGAGUUUGACGCGAUGAGGAGGUACGGUGCACAGGAGCUACGAGAGUUACCACAAUACGUUGAACCAGAACUUCUCGCGGCCGCACCAAUGCCAGCCAAGGGCGACGCAGAUAUACCACCCUCACCAGCAGAAGAACGGCCGGCGCCCUCGCUCCCCGAGUCAAUUCGAGGGAAGGUGCAGAGGUUCGGAGACAAUGUUGACACAGACAGCAUCAUCCCGACCGACAAGUGCCAUUCCCACCUCACCCAGGAAGAAGUCGCCCGUGGCGCAUUCUGCUACACUCGACCCGAGUUCUACGAUCGUGCGCAGUCCGGGGCCUCGAUCGUGGUCGCCGAGAAGAGUUUCGGCUGCGGCUCUUCGCGCGAACAGGCACCCAAGGCCCUGAAGUGGGCGGGCAUCCAGGCCGUGAUCGCCAAGUCGUACGCCUUCAUCUACCAGCGCAAUCAAGUCAACAACGGCCUGAUGGGGAUCAAGCUAGUGGACGAGGACUUUUACCGGCUCGCCCAGGAAGGGGAAGAGGUCGCGAUCGAUGUCAAGAACCGCAAGAUCCACUGUCAGGGCCGGACGUGGGACUUUCGACUGGAUCGCAUUCAGGAACAACUCCUCGCCGAGGGCGGGUUGAUCAGCACGUACGAGAGGUACGGACCCGGGCUAUUCUCUAAGUUGCAGAGUCUCGAUCAGAAGACGAGCAGCAGACCUCUAAGCGGGAGUACCGAUGUUGGAUUCGUUGAGGAAUCAUCAGCCAAAGCCACAUCUUUGGAAUGGUGA
Fonsecaea nubica is the source of this 2115-nucleotide messenger RNA. RefSeq lists its product as hypothetical. The transcript has a single exon. The record is from RefSeq and is a predicted model, not a curated record. Bases 1 to 2115 code for a protein of 704 amino acids. Lineage: Eukaryota; Fungi; Ascomycota; Eurotiomycetes; Chaetothyriales; Herpotrichiellaceae. Gene Ontology annotation, molecular function: hydro-lyase activity.